CGUUCCCGCAGGAGCUCUUUUGACUUCUGGUAAAUAGGAGUUUUUUCUUAACGGAUUUGCCUAGUUAAAUUAAUAAUACAAAUAAAACCAAAAGACGUCAUGAUUUGACCUCGUAUUUUUCAGAGUUCACAGUUGUCUUGAAAGCACCAUAAGGUAGGCGCUCGCAUGGUUUCAGACUGCGUCAUUUCAGACAAACCGUGAACAUGGCGGGUCUAGUAGCAGCAAAGAAGUGCAUCACCCCUCUUGUUGUGAUCAAAAGGCUUUCUUCCCCGGAAUAUAAAGCCCAAGCCGCCUACCACAAGAAGGUAGUGGACCACUAUGAGAACCCAAGGAACGUUGGGUCCCUGGACAAGACCUCCAAGAAUGUGGGUACAGGCUUGGUGGGUGCCCCAGCUUGUGGAGAUGUGAUGAAACUGCAGAUUGAGGUAGACGAUCGUGGGAAGAUUGUGGACGCCAGGUUCAAGACGUUUGGCUGCGGCUCCGCUAUCGCCUCCAGCUCCCUGGUAACAGAGUGGGUGAAGGGCAAAUCUAUUGACGAAGCACUGACCAUACAGAACACGGAUAUUGCCAAAGAGCUCUGUCUUCCACCGGUCAAACUUCACUGCUCUAUGCUGGCUGAGGAUGCCAUCAAAGCUGCCCUCCAUGACUACCGUCUCAAACAACAGGAUGGCAAGAUUGAGGCGGUCAACGCCAGCAACUGAGGGCUUUGCCAAUGUCUGAACACCAGUGUCCUGCACCCUACUACCAAGGGGACACUCAAAGUAUAGUCCUGGAUCCCCACUCCACCAUUCUUCUAUAUAUGGGGCACCUUAAAUUAGUUCAUGUUAUGUCCACCCAUACAACGUACAUAGAUGGCACAGUGUACACACCAAGCCCCUGUGGCAUUAUGUUUUUUUGAUCUUUACUCCAGCCUGCCACAUUAACGCACAUUUUAAAGGCACUGAUCGGGGGAUUGGUACAAAGUAAGCCUUAUUUUCAGGAGUGAAAAAUGUGAAGUGAGUAGAGUGUACAGGAGUUUGCUUGCUUUGUGCUUGAGUAUUUUGUCAUGGUAUGGGUGUGUUCCAUUGGGAAGUGAUUCUGGAUGCAGUGGUGGAAGUAUUGAAUAAGCCUUAGAAGUUUGUCUUAGUAUUCCAUCAACACUCCUGUACUAAUGGCUUGAUGGCAAUGAUGAAAUGUAAUGCGGAAGAUGUAAAAUGGUAGCAAACUAUCAAGGUAUCUAUUUUGAUUGUUUAGUGACAUUUCAGACAUAAUUCCUGGUUUUAAUGGACAUUAAUAAAGUAAUGCGUAAGGAGUA
Oncorhynchus kisutch (coho salmon) is the source of this 1294-nucleotide messenger RNA. Its product is annotated as iron-sulfur cluster assembly scaffold protein IscU-like. The record is from RefSeq and is a predicted model, not a curated record. Gene Ontology annotation, molecular function: iron ion binding; iron-sulfur cluster binding. NCBI's taxonomy places the organism in Eukaryota, Metazoa, Chordata, Actinopteri, Salmoniformes, Salmonidae. The coding region runs from base 204 to 701 and encodes 165 amino acids. The transcript has 5 exons. Gene Ontology annotation, biological process: iron-sulfur cluster assembly.